UUCUUUGUACAUACCAGUCUAGGGGUUUUCUCGUUAUAACAUACUGAAUAGUAUACUCAUCAGAAUAUACGCCAUUCUCACAGAGUCUGUUCAUGUGACUUAGACAUGGAUUUCAGAAACGUUCUGCGAUGUGCAGAGGAGCGGGGACAGCAGAGGGAGGAGGAGGAGAAAGCGGCCAAACAGCAGGCGGUUUGCCCCACCCCAGGGGAUAACAAGCCCGAGGGGGAGGUAGAAGAAGGGGGGGUGCUCACUGGGGAAUCAGAGGACUCCACCCCAUUUGUGUCCCCACGAAACACCAUCAUAAGGAUUGAGGUCGAUAAACCGGAACCGCAUGAGGACGAACCAAUUUACGAGGAGUUUCAGGACGUUAAGGAAAAUGCGUACGAAGCGAUAAAAGUCGCACGUACACAUGUGACAGCCACCGCCACAGCCAAUCUCAUACCACAGGCCAAGAAACCUGAACUCCCACCCCCUCUCAACAAAAAGCCUGACCCCCCACCCCCAUUCAACAAAAAACCAGAACUUCCACCUCCACUCAACAAAAAACCCGAACUCAAACCGAAACCACAGUUCAUAAAGAUGGUGGAACCAAACCAACAGCAACCAAAGCGGGUGAAGGCUCUCCACAAUUUUAAAGGCACCAACAAUGAUGAGUUGUGCUUUUCGAAGGGUGACAUUGUGACGGUCACCCAGACCAUGGAAGGAGGCUGGUGGGAAGGAACACUGAAUGGAAAAACAGGGUGGUUCCCUAGCAACUAUACCAAGGAGGUCAAAGGAGAACUGAUGGGUGUGUUACGACAGUCAGUAACGCCGAAAGGAGCGGCAGAAGUACCGGUGUUUAAACGAGAGAGUAUGCCGUACUAUCACAACGUUGUGCUUCAGAAUGUGAUAGACACAGAGAAGACCCAUGUACAAGAGAUGACAAUGGUUCUACAGACUUACAUACAGCCCAUACAGGGCUCUACCAUAUUAACGCCGACAGAAUAUUUACAAUUAGUGGGAAACCUUGAAGAAAUUGUUGCAUUCCAAAAUAAUUUUCUCAACUCAUUAGAAGAAUGUGCAAAAUGUACACCCCAUCAACGACGAGUAGGAGGGGCGUUUAUGAAGCACGCCCCACGACUCAAGGAGCUGUACCUCGCCUACUGCGCCAACCACCCUCGUGCUGUGGCCAUCCUCCAAAACAAACGGGAGGACCUCAGUAAGUUUAUGGAGAGUAUAGGAGCUACAAAUGCUGCCAUGGCCUUGACCUCUAACUUAUACAAACCGUUCACACGCCUCGACAAAUACCCAAGCUUGCUCAAGGAAUUGGAACGUCAUGUGGAGGAGAGUCACGUUGAUCGUGGCGAUACCCAGAGGGCGAUAGCUGUUUAUAGAGACAUAGCCAAUGCAUGUAUGGAUGUAAGGAAGUUAAAGGAAAUGGAGUAUGAAAUAUUAACAAGUGCAAUAAAAGGCUGGGAGGGGGAGGAGAUGACCAAGCUAGGAGAGGUUGUUCACCUCUCCCAUGUCCAGGUGGAGACUCUAGCUGGAGACAAGUGUGACCGCAUCUUCGUCCUCUUUCCUAGUGUCCUUGUCAUGUUGUCCAUGAGUCCACGACUCAGCGGAUACCAGUAUGAGGGUUCCCUACCCCUCAGUGGUAUGAGUGUAUGUCUGUGUGAGGACGAGGCAGAAAAUCAAGAGUCACUCAGCUUUGAAAUUUCAGGGAAUAUGAUAGAGGAGAUCAUUGUUACCUGUGGAACAAACACAGAAGCUACCUCAUGGGUUGAAGCUUUAAAACAACAAGUCAGCCUGUCACUCACCUCAGGGACCACCAAACCACAGAGUUUACAGAUAUCCACGUCCCAGCCGAGUAUCAGUCAGCUGACACAAGCCAAGACAGCCAAGAUGACCCACUCCACAUGGAGUACUUCAUGUCUACGGCCUUCCCCACCUCUCCGCCAACACCUCAUCUGUAAAGAGGAGGUCAUCCGCAGUCCACGCAUGGGUCGCAAACCCGUCCGCCGGAAACCGGUGCGGACCCAUUCUCAGGAUGAGUAUGACUACAAAUGCAAAUGGAGACAGUAUGAUCCUCGUACGAUGGAAGAGGAUGCUCUUAUCCUGAAGGUGAUAGAGGCCUACUGUACUAGUGCGAAAACUAGACACACGGUCAACUCGUCAUUGGCAAAGGAAAAAUUUAGUCUGGUGCGCCCACUGCCUAAUCCUAACCUCAGUCCCAUUACCGAGUCAUCAUCACAGGACAGCACCGCACCAGCCAUACCAAAAGAGUCUAUCAAUGUGGUGAAGCCCAUGUUGCCCGACGCGAGCCCGGGCGUCCGCCGCGACGUCGGUACCCAAGCUUUGCUCACCAGUCCCCAUGUAUUGAUAGCGGAGGAGGAGAAGAUCAUCGUGGACGAAGGCGACCCCUCCACCAUCCAGGAAAAAACCCUUGUUGACACAGUGUACUCGUUGCGAGAUCAAGUGAAAAACCUGGAGCAGGAUCAAAAGAAAAUGAAGAGGGAACUUGAAGAGGAGACGAAAGCACGAAAACGAUUAGAGACCAAAUUUCAUAAAGCAUUAAAAAACCGCACAGAUUUACAAUGGGAUGAAAACAUGACUUAAAUUGUUGCACUUCAUAGAAAUAUAUUUAUAAAUAUCUGUGUUAGACCUUUUAUCUUCAUACGUAGUAAACCCUGUGUUGGAAUAGUCAGAAUCACAUGGAAUGGAUUACAACAAUGAUGUCACAGCUUAUCUUUCUGUAGUGCCAACAUCUCCCCAGGUAACCACAACGGUGGCCCUGUCAUACACCCUGUGCUGGAGUGGAAAUUAUCACAAUGGCGGCCUUGUCAUACGCCUUGUGCUGGAGUGGAAAUAAUCACAAUGGUGGCCUUAUCAUACGCCUUGUGCUGGAGUGGAAAUUAUCACAAUGGCGGCCUUGUCAUACGCCUUGUGCUGGAGUGGAAAUAAUCACAAUGGUGGCCUUGUCAUACGCCUUGUGCUGGAGUGGAAAUUAUCCUAAGGAGUUUGUGUUGGUGCCAAUGUCUGUUCAUUAUGCGUUCAUUAUCAUACUGGUGAUUGGUAAUACCCUGUGUUGUUAGGAGACUGUGCUUUGUCACGGAGACUGUGUGUUGUCACGGAGACUGUGCGUUGUCGCCGAGACUGUGCGUUGUCGCCGAGACUGUGUGUUGUCACGGAGACUGUGCGUUGUCAAGGAGACUGUACCUUGUCACGGAGACUGGAGUCACAGAUUUAAGUAGUCCUCAUCUUCCUUGCUUCUACAUUCAUCAUAUUAAUGUCAUCUCAAGUUUUCAAACCAGUUGGGAUUUUCAUACCUGUUUGACAUCCCUAAUCAGCGGAUUUACAUCUGUUUCUGAGAAAACUUGCAAAAUAAUUUUGUCAAUGUAUAUUUGUCUUCAGUGAGAAAAUGCCUUCAUCAGAUUCUCAAAUAUUGAUGCGACCCAAAUUUUCAGGAAGGCUGUACUGAAUUUGUGUACUGUUUUAUGUACACAAAAACAGACAAGUAAUCAGUAAAUGUGUUUCUAUGAUUUAUUAUAGAUUAUGUAAUACUUGCGGCCGUUUUCUAGUUAAUUUGAUAUACAUUUAAGUUGUUUGCUGACAAUUUGACUGUGUUAGGUCCUGCCUCUCACUGAACCUUGUGCGAAUUAUUAAGUUUGUACAAAGCCAAGAGAAGUAGCACUCUUUCCUGCAAUGAUGUGAAAGAAAAACUCAGGAAGAUAACCAAAGAGUUUUGUACAUCAUCAUCAGAUGUCCAUUUCCUCAUGAUUCCCCCCCCCCCCCUCCUCUCGCUUUAAAAGUCACUUGUAUAUUUGUUUGAUGUGUGAUGUAUGAUUUUCAUGUUAAACUGUGAUUCUUUCCUUAAUGAAUGUCUUUGACAAUAUCUGCAUUUACAUUAGUAUACAGUUUAAAAAUAAUAUAUAGAUAUAUAUGUAUAUAUAAUAUCCUUCCAUCUACUAGUUUGUAUCCCCCCCAACCAACCAACCAACACCCAGCAAUGAUAAAUUACAAUUCUCUGAAUAAUGUAUUUUCCAUAAUUAAUAUAAUUAGCACCCGGGGUACAGUAAAAUAAGCUAACGGGGUUCUUAAUAGGGUGAAGGGUACUGACAAGUUAAAACUAUAUUAUUACCAAAGUUUACCACUGUCUCCAUCUUGAAAUACUUGUUUAAGUACUUUUCUUAGAACUUUCCAUGAAAAGAAUUAUAUUUGCUUGAAAUUUGAAUGUUUUAAAUAGAAAUUAUAACUUGGAAAGAUGAAAUAUUACAAUUUGCUAUAUUAAGUGUCCAUCUAAGAAUUUAUGAAUAUUCAAAUUUGACAUUAGCAUACCAUUAUAAGCUAUCAUGAUUGAUACAACCUGUCUCGCGUGUUCUUGGUCAGUAAAGUAUAAGCUACUGCUGUACCGUUCAACAUAACAAGGGGAGAUAACUCCAAGACACAGGAGCGAGUUUCUAGAACAAGUUGAUAUUGUAUAUUUUUGAUCAUAUCACACAGAACCAGUUACUGGUUUGCUCAAUACAAGUCUGUCCACAGUUUUAUUGUAUUGGUGUAAAUUACAAACUUUUAUGCAGUAUAUCUUCUAGUGUGUUCAAAAAGCUCAAUGAAAUACUAACCGUCCUAUAGAUUCAGUCGUACCGUGGGUAAAUUACCACAAGUCUAGGUCCCAAUAGUCACUGUACAUCAAUUCAAUUGUAUUAAAAAUGUCCAAAAGUUUGAAGUGAAAAUAAGACUGCCUUGAAAAUGACUCUGUAGUGACGAAAUUGAUAGUGCUAUAGUUUGACGUCAAACAACAUAGAAAAGCUAACCGGUCUUUAUGUUAGUGAUAUUGAUAAACCAGGUUAUACACAUAUUUCAAUAUUAUUAAACCAGUUAUUCCAGAAAAGUGAUAGUUACAAAUUUCCUGAUUUAUAUUGACUGACUAAUAACCCUGAAAAUGAAAUGGUUUUUUUUGUAUUCAGGGUUCAAGAAAUCACUUUAAUUUCAUGGAAUUGCUUGCCGAUGUUUGAAUGGCUGUCUUGUGUUAAAAACAUGACCCCAGUUCAAUGCAUUUAUGUGACUUGUCCUUCACAGACAAAGUUGACCGUGCUAUAGUAUGGCCAUCAAGGAUAUAUGACCGAUGUCACUGAGAUAUCUACUGAGAAUAAAGUGCUUGUUAGAAUGACUCGGAAUCAUGUAGUAGUGAUUAUUGAAUGGUGCAUAAUAGCAUGUACAUUCUUCAUGUGAUACAUUUGUCUUCUCAUGUUACUAUAUACUGUUACUGGUAUGUUGUACGCUGUGUUACUAUAAGUAACCAUGUGAUACAUGAGUACUUUGUGGUGGUAACAGAUGCUAAUUUUAGGACACUUUUUUCCCAGGUGGCUGAUGCUGAUUAACUGAUCUCCUCCUUUCCUAGAAUUCUGAUGUUUAUUUGAUUAUUUUUGUAAACUGAAGUGUUUUGAUUGCUGAGCUUGCCCUGCACUCUUUCUAUGACAUUUUCCAUCAUUUUAUGGUAAAAAAAAAAAAACUAUCCAGCUUAUAUUGCUAUUUAUGUUUCUGUUUUGUAACUGUUCACCAAAACAAGGGCUGAUUUUACAUAGAGUGUUCAGCAGGAAACAACAGAUACCAUAUUCUUCCUUGUAUCAUUACUUGUUAGUACUGGUAAUAUUGCCUCAAAAGUUACGGAGAUCAGUUCAUUACAGACAGGCUGGACUUCUUAAAAUUGUGUGAGUGUAAACAGGAUGACAUUUUCCCACACAUCUAUAACACUGGUGCUGUGGGACAGGAAACAGUUGUGGGUAUACAGCCUUUUUCAGAUUUAUAUUUCCAUGAUCAGCUUGUAGAGUGAAAUACACCAAAUGUGGUAAUACAGUUACAUACCCACGAUGUAAAACUGUCGUGUUAUGGCUGAUGACAUAGAAUAUAACAGAUUGUAAGGAAUGGAGUAUAAAAACAAAUUAGUUAGCCCAAGCCUGCCUUACUUUGUGUACAAAAGAAAAUGUAAUUUUUCAGUUUCUUGUUGUCCUCAUUUGUGCCAAAACAUGAGUGUAUCAAAACUGUUGUAUAUUGUAACACAUUUUAUAACAGGCAUUAUACAACUUAUUUAUAUCAGUUUGAAGGUUAACAGAGGGAAGGGUGAGCUGUAUAGGUUAUCUUCCUUCCGUUACACAUCUGGGACCUUUUUUUGAAGGAGACAGAUAGGUUUGACCAAAAUCCUUCAGGAAGUAGUUGGUCUAAUUAUAGAAGGAUGGAUUUGAUUUACUCCAGAAAAACUCAUUAACAAAGUCAGCCAUUUCCAUGUAUUGUAUUCUUAGCAAGCAAAUGUUUAGUAAGUCUGGUCUUCCAUCCUAUAAAAUUUAUUACAUGUACAACUUGCUUUAAUUUUAAUAACAUUUUCACCUGUUGUUUUCCAUGGUGGUGCAGGCCAUCAGUGAACCAUCUUUUGCAAUAUGAUGUUCAGUUCUACUAUUACUGCCAUUAUCUUUAUGGGACCAUAAAUAAGUCGCACAUUAAAAUUGACAGGUAAUUUUACUAAAUUAAUCAGGGAAUCUUUUUUUUUUCAAAUAUUUCAGCAUAUCAUCGAUUCAUUCUUUUAAACUCAUUUCCGGACCCAGGUUCUCAAGAGCAUCUAGAAUGAAGUCCACUCUCAAAAGUUGGCUGUUAGUUGCCGGACGAAGAAAAUUGUUUUUAAUUUGGUAAAAUGGCCAUGCAAAUGCACAGGUAUAAAAAAAAAAACCUCAAAAUUUAUAAACAACAUUGAAAUCCGGACACAAGUCUAAAUUCUCUCCUGACCCUGGGGCCUGCAGUGCUGGUAUACAAAAUAUUUCACCAUUUAAGAGAUUCAUUAUCAUUUCAGUUCUGAUUGACAAGAUCUUCCAUAUUUCAUUAAUUAAUUAGAAUUAUGAUGUUAGUCAUUGAUUUGGUGCGAGCGCCAAUAAGUGUAUAAAUAUACGAAUGUGUUCAGGGCCAUUCUCCCUUGUACAUCAUCACGGUUUAGAGUCGAUCACGUUGCGUGGAGAUCCGUCUCUGCUUUAAGUUAUGUAUUACUAACAUUAUGUCUCAGUUCUGUUGUAGAAGUUUGUACGAUGAAUCCUAAUGAAAUGUGAUAUUUCAAAUAAACAAUCACAAAAUAUACC
This is a messenger RNA of Mizuhopecten yessoensis (Yesso scallop), 7097 nucleotides long. Its product is annotated as rho guanine nucleotide exchange factor 7-like. Bases 106 to 2595 code for a protein of 829 amino acids. Gene Ontology annotation, molecular function: guanyl-nucleotide exchange factor activity; protein binding. Lineage: Eukaryota; Metazoa; Mollusca; Bivalvia; Pectinida; Pectinidae. The record is from RefSeq and is a predicted model, not a curated record. The transcript has 21 exons.